AUGGAAGGUGAAAAUCACUUAAAAUGUUUCAGACUACAUCGUUUUGGAAACAUUUCGAAAUCUGAUUAUGUUAUUUUGGGGAUCGACGAGGCUGGAAGAGGCCCUGUUCUGGGUCCAAUGGUUUAUGGAGGUUUUUUUUGCACAAAAGGCGACAAUUGUAAUUCUAUACUCAAAAAUAAGAUAAAAGUUGAUGAUUCUAAAAAGUUAUCUGAGUCCAUGAGGGAGAAUAAAUUUUACCAGCUAAACGAUCCUGAUCAUCCAUUUGGAGUUGUUGCCGAGGUGAUAACUCCACAGUAUAUUAGCUAUAAAAUGCUUCAAAGAGAAAAAUAUAAUCUGAACGAGAUAUCUCACGAUACUGCAAUAUCGAUUAUUCGUCAUGUUCUAUCUCAUGGUUAUAAUCUAAAAGAAGUUUACAUAGAUGCAGUUGGCACAGUUAACAAAUAUGAAUCUAAACUCUCCAAGAUGUUUCCAAAGAUACAAUUCUCUGUUCGGGAGAAAGCGGAUUCUAUAUAUCCCACAGUUAGUGCUGCUUCAAUUGUUGCUAAAGUAAUAAGGGAUAACAUAAUAAAAACGUGGAAAUUUGACUUUGAGGUUGAAAAUAUAGGUUCUGGAUACCCUGGUGAUCCUUACACCAAGGACUUUCUGACGAAGAACAUGGACAAAAUCUUUGGCUUCCCUGACAUUGUCCGUUUCAGCUGGUCCACCGCGAGUAAUUUAUUGAAUGGAUCAGAGAGUGUUGAGGUCGACUGGUAUGAUGAAGAGAAUUUUCCUUCAAAAAAGAGCGAUUUGCCCGCUCCUCUGUGUUAUACUAUAAAAAAUGUAACAAAAUUGUAA
Theileria annulata is the source of this 834-nucleotide messenger RNA. RefSeq names its product ribonuclease h1 large subunit, putative. Lineage: Eukaryota; Apicomplexa; Aconoidasida; Piroplasmida; Theileriidae. The transcript is spliced from 7 exons. The coding region runs from base 1 to 834 and encodes 277 amino acids. Gene Ontology annotation, cellular component: ribonuclease H2 complex. The record is from RefSeq and is a predicted model, not a curated record. Gene Ontology annotation, biological process: mismatch repair; DNA replication, removal of RNA primer. Gene Ontology annotation, molecular function: RNA-DNA hybrid ribonuclease activity; RNA binding.